CGAAGGGCCGUUCUAUUUGAGAAAAAAGAGAGUAAAAGCGAAAAUCUGAUCUUUUUAGGGUUUCCGUUUGCUCGGGCGAUGAGAAGGAAGAUCGUAUAUCAUUAUGGACCAACAAACAGUGGGAAGACGUACGCUGCUCUACAGCGCUUCCAGCAGGCAAAGGAUGGGAUCUACUGUGGGCCACUGCGGUUAUUGGCUAUGGAGAUCUAUGACAAAGCCAAUGCUCAUGGGGUGUACUGCAAUCUUACUACAGGACAAGAAAAGAAGGAGAUGCCAUUUGCCAAACAUGUGGCGUGCACUGUGGAGAUGGCAAGCUUUCACCGUCCUUUUGAAGUCGGUGUGAUCGAUGAGAUACAGAUGAUGGCGGAUGAGUUCAGGGGAUGGGCAUUUACGAGAGCUCUUCUUGGUUUGCAAGUGGCAGAGUUGCAUGUGUGCGGUGAUCCCUCUAUGCUUCCGGUAAUACGUGGGAUUGCGGCGCAAACGGGUGAUGAUCUGGAAGAACAUCAAUAUGAGCGAUUCCGGCCAUUAAAGAUUGAGACGGAGUCCUUGCGAGGUGAUUUCAGAGCAAUUCGGCCUGGGGAUUGUAUUGUGGCAUUCAGAAGAAAGGAUAUCUUUGAGAUUAAGAAACAACUGGAGCUGCUUACAGAUCACCGAUGCUCUGUGAUUUACGGAAGCUUGCCCCCAGAGACACGGCGCCAGCAGGCGAAGUUGUUCAAUGAUCCGAAUAGCGGGUAUGAUGUCUUGGUUGCGAGCGAUGCUGUUGGUAUGGGAUUGAAUCUCAAUAUCAACCGCGUUGUCUUCUUCUCUUUGCAAAAAUUCAACGGAGCUGAGAAAAGACAGAUCACCCCAUCGAUGGUUAAACAGAUCGCAGGGAGAGCAGGGAGGCGGGGCAGUCGGUAUCCUGAUGGGAGUGUGACUUGCUUUUUUAGUAUCGACACACCAUACUUAAUCAGCUGCAUGGGAAGUGAUCUUCGCGAGGCGGAUGGUGCCGGUCUGUUUCCUUUCUUUGAGCAGGUAGAACUGUUUGCGGCGCGGCUUCCUGACGUCAAUUUCUCCACCCUUCUGGACAGAUUUGCGAAAAGCACUCGCCUCGAUGGAGCGUACUUCUUAUGCAAAUAUGAUGCGAUGAAGAGGGUAGCAGGAAUGCUGGACCGAGUUCAAGGGCUUACUCUCCGCGACCGUUUCACAUUCUGCUUUGCACCAGUCAACGCGGGGGACAUGAGAAUGCUGGCGGUCAUAAUCCACUUUGCAAGUCAGUAUGCAAAAGGGAUCCCAGUGCCGCUGAAGAUGAUGCCUCCAAUGCAGAUGGGAAAGACGGGAGACUUUGACCUCCUUGACCUUGAGACUAAACAUCAGGACUACUUUGAGUAUGGGAGAUGGUUACGAAUUCUGAUGACAUCUGAGACAGUGACAUUGGGACAACGAGUCGAGGGCUACUUGGGAUCUGAUUUCAUCUUCCUUAAGAUGUACUUGACAUUGUGAGAUCGAUAUCUGAGAUAUUGUGAGACUUGGCAUUCG
Chara braunii is the source of this 1518-nucleotide messenger RNA. The record is from the annotation of a GenBank genome assembly. NCBI's taxonomy places the organism in Eukaryota, Viridiplantae, Streptophyta, Charophyceae, Charales, Characeae.